Molecule: messenger RNA, 1796 nt
Organism: Leptopilina heterotoma
Lineage: Eukaryota; Metazoa; Arthropoda; Insecta; Hymenoptera; Figitidae
Product: TD and POZ domain-containing protein 4-like
Exons: 2
Coding region: 257-1351 (364 amino acids)
Biological process (GO): proteasome-mediated ubiquitin-dependent protein catabolic process; regulation of proteolysis
Cellular component (GO): cytoplasm
Molecular function (GO): ubiquitin protein ligase binding
Source: RefSeq, a predicted model, not a curated record
GUCAACUGCCCAACCUUGCAGAUUAAAAUGAUUAAAAUUUUCACAUUUCAUCAUUCACAUUUGGCAAAUUAUUUCUAACAAUCAGUUGUGUAUUAUAGUCCUGCUUCAUCUUCAGUAAUAUAUUUAUUUGCUCGGUUAAAGAAAAAUGACAAAAACUGAAUAGACUAUUUGACAUAUUCUCAGAAAUUUAGUUCUCAUAUUUGACACUCACGUUACCACAUCACGUUACGAGAAGUUUUUGUCGCAUACAAAAAUUAUGGAUGAGGAUAGAGUGAAUUUCUUCUCAAGGUCUGAGAAAGCGAAUGAGACGAAAAAUUACACUUCAAAAAUGAAGUUUCAUCAUUAUCAACUUAACUGGAUGAUUGAAGAUUUUGAACUGAUGUGUAAGAGCGUUAAAAUAAUUGAGUCGCCGAGAUUUCCAUCAAAGGAUUUAUUUAAAUGCCAGUGGUUUCUAGAAUUUAAACCUACAAAAUUAUCGGAUAGAAAUAUAAAUGAAUUUCAAUUUUUUUUAAAAAGUACAAAUAAUAAGGAAAAAUAUGUCAAUGCUGAAAUUACAUUUCAUAAUUCUCAAUCUGUAGUUUACUCAUUAGUAUCCUACGUUUUACCAAUGGAUUAUGAAAAUCCCUGGUCAAUAAGUGGAUCUGAAUUUCGUGAAAAGUUCGGCAAAGCUGUACCGAAAAAUGUGCUUGUCAAAUGCAAACUUAGUGUUUUUGAUUCACUGACAACGAUUGAGGAAGAACCACCAGUUAAACGAAGAAAGUGCAACGAUAUAAUAGAGAAUUUUUCAAGUUUACUCAGUAAUGAAAAUUUCAAAGAUGUUACGUUCAAAGUAGAGGAAAAGGAAUUCACAGCCCACAAAGCGAUACUCGCUACUCAAAGCUCCGUCUUCGCUGCGAUGUUCAACAGCAAAAUGAGUGAAGAGCUAACGUCGAUUGUUGAAAUAAAGGACAUAAAGCCGAAAACAUUUCAACAAAUGCUGAAUUUUAUUUACAAUAUUCAAGUUGAAGACUUGGACGAACUGGCAUUAGAAUUAUUUCACGUGGCCGAAAAAUACCAUUUGGAAGAUUUAAAGAUCAAUUGCGUCAAUAAUUUAAAGAAAAAUCUAUCUUUAAAAACAGUUAUUAAAACUCUUGAAAUGGCCGAUUUAUAUUCACUCUUUGAUUUAAAGUCCGAAUGUCUAAAACUAUUGCUAAAGGAAUGGGAAGCAGUUCAUAAGUCUGAAGAAUUGGAUAAACUAAUAGAAGAUCGACCCUAUUUAGUGAUUGAAGUUGUAAACAUGCGUAAAAAUUUAGAUAAAAAAGAAGAUGUAAGUAACAAUUCAACAAGUGUGUCCUGCAUUCUUCGUAAUUAAAAUUUUGUUUCUUCGAAUAUAAGUUACUUAAUAAUUCAUUACUUUUUCAGUCUUAUAAACACAACAAAAUGUAAUUAAUGUACAAGAUAAAAAUUUAGUUUUAGGACAUGCAUAAUUUUUAGCGCUACGUCAGAAUUGUGAUGUUCCUUUAUGAAUCAUUUUUCAUAUUCUUAAAUACAUUAUUUAAUGUCGAUUUGAAUUAAAAACUUGUAAAAAAAAGUGCACAGUAUUAAAAUUGAAUUAGCCGUAUUGUAAGUUACAUACAAUUUAUAAAAUUAUAAGAAAUGAAAAACGGUUCCUUUUUUACCGAAUAUGUAAAAUUUGACUCACCGUUAAGCUUUGAUGGAAGAGAUAAGAUUUAAAUAACUAUUAUACUGCUUUAUAUCUUAUUCCAAAUUUUUUUCGUACUUGUUCUGUACUUCGAUUUUUAAGAACAGUUAAAACU